AUGGCGACAAGGUUGCUCAGACGGGCAAUAACUAGGGUUCCGGCUUCGGUGCCGGCGGCGAGAGUAAUCCUAAAUCGGGUCCACUCGUCGGAGGCCAAGGCCCAAUUAGUGGAGCCUAGUUCAAAGUCCACCAGCUACAUCAAGACCUUCCAAAUCUACAGAUGGAACCCGGACAGUCCUCAGAAGCCGGAACUGCAAAACUACGAUGUUGACCUCAAGGAGUGUGGCCCAAUGGUCUUGGAUGCCCUAAUCAAGAUCAAGAAUGAGGUCGAUCCUACAUUGACAUUCCGGCGAGAUAAAAUUGAAAGCUGA
Molecule: messenger RNA, 312 nt
Organism: Fraxinus pennsylvanica
Lineage: Eukaryota; Viridiplantae; Streptophyta; Magnoliopsida; Lamiales; Oleaceae
Source: the annotation of a GenBank genome assembly